ACAAGUGGAGUAUCAAAAGAACAGUAAAAUUUAAAAUGUCUACCGAAAAUAGAGUAGAAGCAAAAAGUGGUGCUAAUUUACCUGAGAUUGAGGUAUUUCCAAACGUCGCUGCGAUGCUAGAAGCUAAUGCCAUUUUCAUAGAGAGAACAAACUCGUUCAACUUUAAGGAAAACAUUGAUACUGCAGAUUCUCGAACCCUACCUCAAUCAAUCGUUAAUGGAUUUGAACCACAACAAGAACUGGCGCAACCAGAAGUAUCUGUGGAUCCCACUCUACCAAAUCCUAUACAACCCGAUUCUAAAUCAGGCAUCAUAGAAGAGAAUGUUGUCCUUCGAAAGCUUCUUCGCAAAAGGAGAUAUUUUGACUGCAGAGAUGGAAGCUCAUAUAUAAAAGCGCAUGCAGUCAACUCUUCUGCACAGAAGUUAGAGUCACCAUGUUAUGUUUGUGGACAAUUUCAGCAUACUGGGAAGAGAUGUCCUAAGCGUCGUAUUUGCUCUACUUGCAAAAAAAGAGGCCACAUUGCUGUAGAUUGUCCAGUGAACAACAAUGAAUGUAAUAUUUGUUUAAGAUGUGGGGUAUCCGGGCAUGAACUCUUUUCAUGCAAUGUCGAAUAUUCUCCUGAUGAUCUUGAGAAUGUACAGUGUUAUGUUUGCAAUGAACAUGGACACCUUUGCUGUGGUAAUUAUUCCGACAUAAGCAUAGCAACUACCUCUUGUUAUAAUUGUGGCAUAUCUGGACAUUCGGGUUUGCAAUGCCCAAAACCGAAUCUGGAUAAGUCUGGUUCGUGUCCUCCUCCUAUAUGCUACAAAUGUGGAGACGGUGACCAUGUUGCACGAAGAUGCCCAAAAGAUGUCGGGCUGUCAGCACGCAAUAAACGUCGACAGGCUUCUGAGUUAGAUUUGGUAUUGGAUGUAGAUGGAAGCCAAAGAACAGCUAGGAGAAGCAAGACAUAUAAGCACAGUAGAGUUAAGAAACAAAAGAUGAAAAGGUUACUAGAGUACAUGACUGUAUAGUAUACAUUAUUUCCAUACAACUGUGUGAGCCUGGGGAGUUUCAGUAAUUUUGCAGGUUGCGAAACCCCUUUUAAGUGGUAGUAUUUCCUCCCUGCAAAUUUGUAUUAUAUUGUUCUUCUUGCUGUAACAUUUAUUGAUUAUUUCCCUCUAAAAAAUAAAUUCGAUUGGUUUCUAACGGAGUUAA
Molecule: messenger RNA, 1197 nt
Organism: Chenopodium quinoa (quinoa)
Lineage: Eukaryota; Viridiplantae; Streptophyta; Magnoliopsida; Caryophyllales; Amaranthaceae
Exons: 7
Coding region: 36-1013 (325 amino acids)
Molecular function (GO): nucleic acid binding; zinc ion binding
Source: RefSeq, a predicted model, not a curated record